This is a messenger RNA of Schizophyllum commune H4-8, 580 nucleotides long. RefSeq lists its product as uncharacterized. The transcript has a single exon. Lineage: Eukaryota; Fungi; Basidiomycota; Agaricomycetes; Agaricales; Schizophyllaceae. The coding region runs from base 127 to 378 and encodes 83 amino acids. The record is from RefSeq and is a predicted model, not a curated record.
GCACGCCUACGUCCAGUCGGAGCUCAGCAGCGCGGUGGGUCGGUUACUAGGCCUGCUUGCGAUUGUGUUCCUGCGAGGGCGCAGGCGCGCGCAGCUUCCCAUCGUCGUGGGAUGAUCCGAGACGAUAUGCGCCGCGGAAGUUCGCGCGUCCACUCUGCGCGUAUGUACCUCCGACAUCGCCCCUCUGCUACCAUCGCGCGCAAGUCCGAGGCAUCUCCUUCCCACCAACCGUAUCCGAUAUCGCUGCUUCCCCCACCAAUAGCACACGCCACUCGCGGACCGGUCUCAUUACGGACCUUCACUCGUUGUAUCCAUACCCGAGGACGUUCGACGCCCUACUCCGCUCCCGCCGUCCACCGCCGCUGUCGUUAUACAUAGGCCUCAUACACUACUUCGCGAACCCUAAUGUACAUGUCCCGGUAAUGUACGCUUUCUUGGUACCCAUCGACUCUCAUCGCCUCCCAUCGCGGGCAUCUGUCCCACUCCGUCGUGCGCGGACGAUGCGAUAUUCGGAAUCGCGCGCCUGUCGUGACCUCGUCCGCAGAGGACAAGGGCAUGCCCCGUACCUGUUCAGUUCCCG